ACUGUAGCAGCUGUGACAGGCUCAGAGACAUGGGAUCAUGAAAGACUGAGGGAUAAACAUAGAACUAACACUUGGGUCAGUAGCGGAGUGAGCAUUCCACAUGUUUGGGUUCCUGGUGUGCCACUGGCCUCUGCCCCUCUUUCUCCAGGCACUGCCUUCCCAAUAAUGGCAGAGAUGGUGGCCGAGGCAGUUGAGACGCCAAGCCAGUCACCAGGAGCAGUGGAGCUUUCAACACCUCUGUCCGGAGAGCUGGCGGAGUUGGCGACAGCAGUGACUGAGGUGACGUCCGGGGAGGCCCUGGCCUCGUCCCUCUUCUUCCAGCGCCACCAGUUCAUGUGCUCUGAGUGUGGCAGCCUCUACAACACCCUGGAGGAAGUCCUCUCCCACCAGGAACAGCACCUGCUCACCGUGUCAGAGGAGGAGACGCUGACCACCCAGGACGCGGGGCUGGGGCCCGAGCUGGGGCCUGGCACCGGGGAGGGACCUUUCCAGUGUGGUGAGUGCAGCCAGAUCAUCCUCUCCCCCAGUGAGCUCCUGGCCCACCAGGAUGCUCACCUGCAGGAGUCGGCAAGCCAAAUCCAGUACCAGUGUGGAGACUGCCAUGAGCUCUUUCCCUCGCCUGAGCUGUGGGUGGCUCAUCGCAAGACUCAACACCUCCCCAGCGCAGCCGAUGAGCCACCUCCCCUGCCUCCCCCGCCACCGUCACCACCACCCCCGCCACCAGAAGUCAAGAUGGAGCCCUACGAGUGUCCUGAGUGUUCCGCCCUUUGUGCCACCCCUGAGGAGUUCUUGGAGCAUCAGGGCACCCACUUUGACUCCCUGGAGAAGGAGGAGCGCAAUGGGUUGGAAGAGGAGGAUGACGAGGAGGAAGAGGACGGGGAAGACGAUGAUGAAGAGACGGAUGAGGAGGAAGCAGCCACAGAGCUUCCUGCUGAAGACAUGGGGGGUGACAAGUCCGUGGCUGAUCCGACUCAGAGCUGUGGGGAUUGUUCCCAGCACCGUGGCUCUUCAGGGCCACGCCGCAGACACCGUCGGGCAUCUCGCGGCCCGGCAUCAGCCACCCACCCCUUCCACUGCAGCCAGUGCCAGCGUAGCUUCAGCUCUGCUAACCGGCUGAUGGCUCAUGGCCGGGCCCACGUGGGUGGCACCCACGAGUGUACCACCUGCUCCAAGGUCUUCAAGAAGGCGGCCUCUCUGGAGCAGCACCAGCGGCUCCACCGUGGAGAAGCCCGCUACCUCUGUGUGGACUGUGGCCGUGGCUUUGGCACUGAGCUCACCUUGGUAGCCCACCGCCGGGCCCACACUGCCAACCCAUUGCACCGCUGUCGCUGUGGCAAGACCUUCAGCAACAUGACCAAGUUCCUCUACCACCGGCGAACUCACGCUGGGAAAAGUGGAACCCCCACCAGGGUAGCAACUGUCUCCCCAACUCCAGCUGAGCCCACGCCUUCACCCCCACCCCCGCCUGCCCAGCUGCCUUGUCCACAGUGCCCCAAGUCCUUCGCCUCGGCCUCCCGGCUCUCCAGGCACCGACGGGCAGUGCACGGCCCCCCUGAGCGCAGGCACAGGUGCGGGGUCUGUGGCAAGGGCUUCAAGAAGCUGGUCCAUGUGCGCAACCACCUGCGCACCCACACAGGGGAGAGGCCCUUUCAGUGUCACUCCUGUGGCAAGACCUUUGCCUCCUUAGCCAACCUCAGCCGCCACCAGCUGACCCACACAGGUGUGCGUCCCUACCAGUGCCUAGACUGUGGCAAGCGCUUCACACAGAGCUCCAACCUGCAGCAGCACCGGCGCCUACACCUACGGCCGGUGGCCUUUGCACGGGCCCCUCGCCUUCCCAUCACUGGCCUCUACAACAAGAGCCCUUACUACUGCGGGACCUGUGGACGCUGGUUCCGCGCCAUGGCAGGUCUUCGACUGCACCAGCGGGUCCAUGCCCGAGCCAGGACUUUGACACUACAGCCUCCCAGAUCACCCUCUCCGGUCCCGCCCCCGCCCCCUGAACCUCAGCAGACUAUCAUGUGCACAGAGCUUGGGGAGACCAUCGCCAUCAUAGAGACAUCCCAGCCACUGGCGCUGGAGGAUACACUGCAGCUGUGCCAGGCGGCGCUGGGGGCCAGUGAAGCCAGUGGACUGUUGCAGUUGGACACGACCUUUGUGUGACAAAGCCCAAGAGCCACUGAUAAAAAGGAUUUGGCAACAAGGUUGAGCAUAGGCACCACGGGGGAGAGGACCUGCGAGCUAACAUGGUACCCACAUGUCAGGAUCCACCCUGCUGGCCUCCUGCAACUGCUGACUCCUCCGAACAGGAAG
This is a messenger RNA of Acomys russatus (golden spiny mouse), 2313 nucleotides long. RefSeq names its product zinc finger protein 526 (gene Znf526). The coding region runs from base 166 to 2163 and encodes 665 amino acids. The transcript has a single exon. The record is from RefSeq and is a predicted model, not a curated record. NCBI's taxonomy places the organism in Eukaryota, Metazoa, Chordata, Mammalia, Rodentia, Muridae.